Molecule: messenger RNA, 4158 nt
Organism: Colletotrichum abscissum
Lineage: Eukaryota; Fungi; Ascomycota; Sordariomycetes; Glomerellales; Glomerellaceae
Exons: 6
Coding region: 1-4158 (1385 amino acids)
Molecular function (GO): catalytic activity; nucleic acid binding
Source: RefSeq, a predicted model, not a curated record
AUGGAGUACUAUAGGGCCGUGCGAAGGAUAUCUGCAGUUCGGGAAUGGCCAGCACGCACCCAGACGCUAGAACAAGGCACCAACAGCAUUGAGGAUACCCAGCACGUGAAAAACAUCAACAACAGCGAGAACGAGAUUUUCGAAGUCGGAGCAAAAAUAGCGCCACAACACACUCCGAAAGGUCAAUUGGAUAGCCGAGAGCUCGUCGUGAAGCCCACAAGCGACGCAGGCACCAUGGCAACCCCAUGGCCUCAGCAGCAAACAUGGCCAACGCACCAUAGAGAGCACGCCACCCAACUUAGCAGACACCUUCAGACAGCACUCAAGUCAAUCGACACCGCAAACGGACAACCCCUCAACCCGCAAGCUGUGAGGGCCACGCUCAUUGCAACCCUCUCUCUGCUCGUCAAAAUGCAGAACCUACCCGAACUCGGACACCUCCACCAAGCUUUUGAGAGUCUACGUGCGGAAAACAAGAAAGCCAACGACAACAACAUCCGCGAAACGAGAACCAUCAGGAUUGCCAUGCAGCAGAACACGGUCGAACUUAGGGAAAACAUCAACACAACGCGCGCAGCCAACGCGGCCGCGAUGGAGGCUUGGAACGCUAGCGAGCUGGCAGUCAAGGUCGGGAAGGAUAUUAAAGCACUGGAGCCGAUGAAUCAGGGGAACACCGUGCAGUCAUAUGCUAGCGUAGCCGCCCGAGGAGGACUUGCAGGGAGCAUGCAUAACCCCUGUAACCAGAGAGCGUCCCAGGCCCAGACUCUGCGUGAAAUUAUUGUGAACAUUAGAGACCCCUUCACCAUUGCCAGCAUUAGAGCCAUGAACCCCCGUAGCCUCAAGGCGCACGUAGACCGCGCCAUCGCACAAAGCAGUAACGAGCACAUCCGCAAGCUCAAGACCGUGUCCGCCAGUCAACUCAAGAGCGGCGACCUGAGCGUCAAGACAACAACGAAGAAAGACACGGAAGCCCUCCGGCAGUUUGCCGAGGACUGGGAAAACCACAUCGGCAACGGAGCAGCCGUGAGAAUUCCAACCUACGGGGUGCUAGCGCACGGCAUUAGAACCAGCUCCAUGAACAUGGAUCGCUUCACAGAAAUCAGAGAUGACCUGCUGCAGGAUAAUAAGGCAUUCAUCCCCAGAGCGGACAUCAAGUACUGUUUCAAGUGCUGCGCAUACGGCCAAAUAGGAACCCAGUGCAAGGCAACGACAACAUGCGGCUACUGUGCGCAAGAACACGCGACCCGAGAUUGCUCCUCGAAGAGCGACACGACGACCCCAAGGAAAUGCGCCGCAUGGUACGGCGAACACGAGGCAUGGCACGGCGGAUGCCCCACCCGGAUCCGCGAGAAGGCCAAGAUCAAGGCCGCCUACGGCCAACGGUCGAGGUACCAUCCAGAACAGACGGCCCCGCCGCCGGCCUUAGGACCGGAAACCCGGAUCAGGCCGAACCCGAGAAUCACACGGCCGCCACUGGAACCAGGACAAUCCCAGGAGAAUCGUCCGAGCCGGAGCCGGUCCCCAACGAAGAAGAUCCAGAAGAGGCCUAACCCGACAGCAACCCAGGAAUCGGAGGAGACGAUUACCGUAGCUGCAGAGAAUACGCGUCCGAGACGCACAAUCAUCCGAUCGCGAAGAGCGCUCGAGGCGCUCGACCCCAACACGCAGAUGACAGACACGCAGACGAUAAGCAACAGCACAGCGAUGGAGAUCGUUUACAACGUAAGAAAAUCGAAGGAUACCGUCAUGGCGGCACUUCUCCGUGACCCGAACAUCGAUAAUUACGACAUAGUUGCUAUUCAGGAACCGUGGAGGAACCCCUACAGCGCAACGACACACCAUCCGGCCAAGGACCGGUUCCACCUGUGCUACCCCUGCAGCGAGGAAAGAGGCCAAGCCAGGGUCUGCUUCUUCAUCAACAAGAAGCUCGACCACUCUCGAUGGCAAUUUAGGGAGGUCAGCAGAGAUCUCUGCACUCUGAUUAUCGCAACAGAUGACGAUACCGAAACAAGCCUAGUGCUACAUAAUGUGUACAACCCGUCACCGCGGGAGGAAGAUCGACAGCCGGUCCUACAGCAGCUACGAACAACACUGGAAACACACCAGCACGUUGAGCAAAACGUCGUCGGUGACUUCAACCUACACCAUGAGCUUUGGGGAGGCAGCGAUAUCCGAGCGCCGGACCGCGAAGCAACCGAGCUCUUAGACCUCAUGGACGACACGAACCUCACGAAUCAACUGAGAGCGGGAACCAUAACGUACGAAGAAGGAGAUCACCGGACAACUAUCGACCUCUGUCUCGUAACUGUAGGUCUCGUUGACCGAAUGAUCAGAUGCGAAGUAGAUCACAACAUUGACCAUGACUCCGAUCAUCUACCCAUAGCGACGUCCCUGCACAUAGCAGUGACCGAGCUACAACGAGAGGAGAAACGGAAGUGGAAAGCUGUUGAUAAGGAAAUGUUCGUCGAGACGCUGCGGGGAUCGUUGCCGCAGCUACGAAGACCAAGAACGAAGGCAGCGCUCGACGGAUACGUAGAGAAAAUCAUAGACGCCCUUUCAACCGCCACCAGAGCGGCCGUCCCGACCAGCAUCAUUUCCCCCAAAUCUAGGAGAGGCUGGGACGAGCAGUGCGCAGCCAUCUUGGCCGAGACGAAACGACUCCGCCGCGACUACAGCGAGCGACAGACAGAGGAGAGCUGGGAGGCGUACAGAGAGGCACGCAACAGAAAAGGCCGCAUCGUCAAGAAAGCUCUCCAGCAAGCACAUCGCGACGCAGUCAAAACAGCGGCCGAGUCACCCAGAUCGCUGUGGAAGAUCACCAAAUGGGCCCGGAACAGACAGAGCCAGCCGCCAACCGUUACGCCGGAAAUCAAGAACCCCAACACGCCCCAGAUCGCCACAAUGCCUGAAGAGAAAGCAGCGCUCUUCAAGGAGACCUUCUUUCCCCCGCCGCUAGAGGCAAACCUCGAAGACAUCGACAAAGCAUCGGCAGUCGCAAUACCACAGAUGAUGUACGCAUGCUCGCUGUGGUCCAACAGCGGUUGGGGAGAGAUGGGCUACACGAAAAGAACAUUAAACAGACUGCAGAGGCUCCAAGCCAGAGCAGCCAGGGCAAUGUCCAGAGCAUACAGAGCAACCUCGUUCCCAACACUAGAUGUGGAAAUGCACCUCCUGCCAGUCGAACAACAGAUAUGGAAACACAACAUCGACACCAUCAGCAGAGUAGGCAUGGCCGAAGUCACCGCACGCAGAGGAAAGAAAACGAGCCCAAGACAGACGAUAACAAACCGAAUACACGAUGGACAAGAUGUAACCAGCGAACAACACGAACAACACGAACACGAGCACAUACCGCCUUUCAUCACUCCUCCGUGGUGGCAGGGACCGCGUAUCCACAUCGCCGGAGGCAUGGAGCAGGCCCAAAAAGAACACGAACGUUGUCUGGAAAAGAACACCGACGAAGCCCACAUCUAUACAGACGGCAGCGGCAUCGACGGUCAGAUCGGAGCGGCAGCAGUCUGCACAACCACACAGCAAACUAGGAAAUCUCACAUGGGGGACGACACGACAUCCACUGUCUACGCGGGAGAGCUGCAGGGCAUCGUCCUGGCCCUCGAGAUGGCGCAGGCAGACAAGGAAAACGGAAACCACCGAAGCAAAGUCUUCAUACACACCGACAACCAGGCCGCCAUCAGAUCGUCGACAGUCAAGACAUGGUCGCAUAAACAGUCCCACCACGCGUGGCAAACCAAUUGGGAAACCGAGACGCGAGGGAGAACAUCGUUCCGUCUCACGCCGAAGCCGACAAAGAAGGUCCUCGGACUCCACGAAGGCCUUAGUAAACGCCAAAGCGCACUCUUGGUCCAGAUGCGCACGGAAAAGAUCGGGCUACAGGAUUUCCUCUUCAACCGAAGAGUACCGGGCAUCACCAACGCCAACUGCCCCUGCCGGGAAGGACGACAAACGGUAUCGCACAUCCUGCUGCGAUGCCGCAGGUUUCGGCAACUCCGGCGCCAGGAAUUCGGAACCCUCCCAGGACGACACAAUCUCCGGGUCAUACUGAACAAGCGCAAAGCAGCCGCCAAGGCAAUCCGAUUCAUAGAACAGGCCGAGAUCCUUGGGCAACACGGGAUCGAGUCGCACAGCAGACUAAGCUGA